AUGUCUUCCCAGCCCGAACACCCUACUCUGCUCAUCCCGGGCCCCAUCGAGUUCGACGAUGCCGUGCUACAGUCCAUGAGCCACUUUAGUGAGUCCCACGUCGGCCCCGGCUUCGUCUCGACAUUCGGCGAGACCAUUUCGCUCGUGCGCAAGAUCUUCCAGACCACCGACCCGUCGGCCCAGCCCUACAUCAUCUCCGGCUCUGGUACCCUCGGCUGGGACCUCGUCGCCGCCAACCUGGUCGAGGCCGGCGAGGAUGUCCUGGUCCUGAGCACCGGCUACUUCGGCGACGGCUUCGCAGACUGCUUCGAGACGUACGGCGCAAAGGUUACCAAGCUCACCGGACCUGUCGGCGGACGCCCCCAGCUGCCCGAGAUCGAGGAGGCCCUGAAGUCCAAGAAGUUCAAGGUCAUCACCGUCACCCACGUCGACACCUCGACCGGUGUCCUCAGCGAGCUGGAGAAGCUGUCCGAGCUGGUGCAGAGCGUGUCUCCCGAGACGCUGCUCGUUGUGGAUGGAGUCUGCAGUGUCGCCUGCGAAGAGAUUGCUUUUGACAAGUGGAAGCUGGAUGGCGUCGUCACUGCCAGUCAGAAGGCUAUCGGAUGCCCGGCCGGCCUGUCGAUAUCCAUGUUCAGUGGAAAGGCCAUCAAGGCUUUCGAGGCGAGGAAGACCCCGCCCGCCUCGUACUUCGCCUCGAUGAAGAACUGGACCCCCAUCAUGAAGAACUACGAGGCCAAGAAGCCGUCCUACUUUGCGACCCCGUCGCCGCAGCUCAUCCACGCCCUGCACACGGCCCUGACACAGAUCCUGGCCAAGCCGUUGUCGGAACGAUUUGCGAAGCACGCCGAGGUGUCAGAUAAGAUCAAGAAGGCCGUGACCGACCUCGGCCUCAAGCAGGUCGCCUCGAAGCCCGAGGACCAGGCGCACGGCAUGACGGCCAUCUACCUGCCCGAGACCGUCAAGGCCACCGAGCUGCUGCCGAGGUUGGCAAAGAGCGGUGUUGUCUGGGCAGGUGGCAUUCACAAGGAGAUUGCUCCCAAGUACGUCCGUUUUGGACACAUGGGAGUCAGCGUUACGGACCCUAACCGAAAGGAUAUUGACAAGGCUCUGAACGCUCUGGCGAACGGUCUCUCGGAGCUUGGCUACCAGAAGGCAUAG
Molecule: messenger RNA, 1158 nt
Organism: Neoarthrinium moseri
Lineage: Eukaryota; Fungi; Ascomycota; Sordariomycetes; Amphisphaeriales; Apiosporaceae
Exons: 3
Coding region: 1-1158 (385 amino acids)
Cellular component (GO): peroxisome
Molecular function (GO): L-alanine:glyoxylate transaminase activity; L-serine:pyruvate transaminase activity
Source: RefSeq, a predicted model, not a curated record